Molecule: messenger RNA, 2393 nt
Organism: Hermetia illucens (black soldier fly)
Lineage: Eukaryota; Metazoa; Arthropoda; Insecta; Diptera; Stratiomyidae
Gene: Suv3
Product: ATP-dependent RNA helicase SUV3 homolog, mitochondrial
Exons: 10
Coding region: 84-2354 (756 amino acids)
Biological process (GO): RNA catabolic process; mitochondrial RNA 3'-end processing
Cellular component (GO): mitochondrial degradosome
Molecular function (GO): hydrolase activity, acting on acid anhydrides; ATP binding; RNA helicase activity
Source: RefSeq, a predicted model, not a curated record
UGCGUGUUUGCUGUGACAGUUCGUUGCAUCACUGUAGCCUAUAAUGUCCGGUUGGUCCUUAUUUUUAGGAUAAUCACCACAAAAUGCUUUCGGGUUCGCGAAACAUUUCCGCUCUUUGCUUAACUAUGCAGAGCGCCUUGAUUUCUGCUGCUGCCACUCGUCAUCGUCCUUUACUUUCGCGAUGUGUCCAUCUGGCCGGCAUCCACUAUGGUCGCCGCAAAAAGGGCGACUCGAGCAUUUCAGCUCUUUUCCGACCAGUUCCAAUAAGCCCGAAUGCCGAUGACAUAAAUGUGGGAGCUGAACUCUCGGGCAAACUGGAUAAAAGUGAUUUAUUGAGGGUUCUUAACAAAUUCACGCAGAAACGAGAGAUUAAAAUGCUCUGCAUGGAAAACGGACUGGAUUCAUAUUUGCAGCAGCAAGCGUUCUCCAGCUUUCGGCGGUAUUGCAUAGAAUGCGAAAAUUUGCCAGUGGACCUACACAUCACGGUCAGUGACAUAUUACAAGGAGCCGGGCACAUUGACGACAUAUUUCCUUACUUCCUGAGGCAUGCGAGAACGAUUUUUCCACAUCUGGAAUGCAUGGACGAUUUGAAGAAGAUUUCAGAUCUACGGACCCCGGCCAAUUGGUACCCGAGCGCUAGGGCACUGACAAGGAAGAUCAUUUUCCAUGCCGGGCCGACAAAUUCUGGAAAGACUUUCCACGCGAUGAAGCGAUUCAUGGAAGCUAAGUCGGGCGUAUACUGCGGGCCCUUGAAACUGCUGGCAGCGGAGGUGUACAAUAAGUGCAAUGAAAUGGGCACCCCAUGCGACUUGGUGACUGGCGAAGAGAGGAAAUACGCUUUGGGAGAAGGGAAUCCAUCGCCACACGUAGCGUGCACUGUGGAAAUGACCUCUGUUAACACACCAUAUGAAGUAGCCGUAAUAGAUGAAAUUCAAUUACUUCGAGAUCCGGGAAGAGGUUGGGCAUGGACAAGAGCAUUCCUGGGCUUAGUGGCAGAAGAAGUGCAUGUUUGCGGUGAGUCCGGAGCUUAUGAGUUAUUACAGCGAAUUUGUGAGACAACCGGUGAAACGGUGGAGAUGAAAAGUUACCAGCGCUUAACGGAAUUAACCGUAGAAGACUCGGCUUUAAGUUCCUUGGAUAACAUCAUGCCGGGAGACUGCAUAGUGUGCUUUAGCAAGAAUGAUAUCUAUUCGGUAUCUCGGGACAUUGAAGCCAGGGGGAAAGAGGUUGCUGUAAUUUAUGGGGGACUACCACCUGGAACGAAAUUGGCGCAAGCUGCAAAAUUCAAUGAUCCGAAUAAUAGUUGCAAAGUUAUGGUGGCAACGGAUGCCAUUGGAAUGGGUUUAAAUUUGAGUAUUCGCCGUAUCAUAUUUUAUUCGUUAGUUAAACCAACGAUGAAUGAGAAGGGCGAACGAGAAAUUGAUACAAUUUCCGUUUCACAAGCAUUACAAAUUGCCGGACGUGCUGGACGAUACGGUACGCAAUGGGAACAUGGCUAUGUGACAUCGUACCGGGCCGAAGAUUUACCUACACUCAAGAAAUUGUUAACACAAUCUCCGGAACCAAUUACACAAGCAGGAUUACAUCCAACGGCUGAUCAAAUAGAAUUAUAUGCGUAUCAUUUACCCAAUUCAACUCUAAGUAAUUUAAUGGACAUUUUCGUCUCCUUAUGUACCGUUGAUGACUCAUUGUACUUCAUGUGCAAUAUAGAAGAUUUUAAAUUCCUCGCGGAAAUGAUUGAGCACGUUCCUUUACCGCUCAGAGCACGGUAUGUCUUCUGCUGCGCGCCCAUCAAUAGGAAAAUGCCUUUUGUGUGCUCAAUGUUCCUUAAGUUUUCUAGACAAUAUAGUAAAAACGAACCAAUUACUUUUGAUUGGUUGAAAGUUCAGUGUGGCUGGCCGUUCAGUCUUCCUAGGACGAUUGUUGAUUUGGUACAUUUAGAGGCUGUAUUCGAUGUUAUGGACUUAUAUCUUUGGCUAAGUUAUCGUUUUUUGGAUCUAUUCCCUGAUGCUCCACAUGUUCGUCAAGCUCAGAAAGAUUUAGAUAAUAUUAUACAAGAAGGGGUUUUCCAAAUUACAAGACUUCUGAAGAAUACAGAGGCCGCAAUCAAUUCAGCUGGUGACGCCGAACCGUACCCCUUGCGGAAAGCGCAGUACGCACAUAGAGCAGAACCCAGGAUUCCGACAGCAGCUAGAGGACGUCUUACAGAACGCCUGCUGGCGCAAGGUUUACUAACACCCGCGAUGUUAGAGGAACUUCGGAAAGAAUGGGACCAACAGUCGGCAGCGGAGCCAGCCGAAGGCGACAGGGAUCCUCUAAAUUCAAUGAAAUCGAGAAGAAAACGGAAAAAAUGAUUGUUAUACAAAAUAUGUCAUUUCUAUUUUGUAGCUGAA